Amblyraja radiata (thorny skate) is the source of this 1211-nucleotide messenger RNA. RefSeq names its product serine/arginine-rich splicing factor 5-like. Gene Ontology annotation, molecular function: mRNA binding. The transcript has 8 exons. Lineage: Eukaryota; Metazoa; Chordata; Chondrichthyes; Rajiformes; Rajidae. Gene Ontology annotation, cellular component: cytoplasm; nucleus. The coding region runs from base 79 to 921 and encodes 280 amino acids. The record is from RefSeq and is a predicted model, not a curated record.
AGUUGCCAGAGCAAUUUGUUAGAAGAGAAAGUGGGGCUGAACUACAAGAGGGAGCCGGCACUCUGCGCGGUUGGGCCGAUGUGGGAAUCGCCCCGGAGCUCAGAGGUGUUGUGGUUGUAUUCUAGGUCAGCAAAGAUGAGCUCUCGGGUAUUCAUUGGCAGACUGAGCCCUUAUGCCACUGAAAAGAAUGUGGAGAGAUUCUUCAGAGGAUAUGGACGAAUUAAGGAAAUUGAUUUGAAGAAUGGAUUUGGAUUUGUGGAGUUUGAUGAUUACAGAGAUGCAGAGGAUGCAGUUUAUGAACUAGAUGGAAAAGAGUUGUGCAAUGAAAGAGUGACAGUUGAGCAUGCCAGAGCACGAAAUAGAGGGAGAGGAGGUGGAGGAGGAGGAGGAGGAGGAGGACGAUAUCCAGGUCGCUUUAGCCAAAGCUAUCAAAGAAAUUCGGGAAGAAAUGGACCACCAGUUCGUACAGAAAACAGAGUUAUCGUUGAGAAUCUAUCCUCCACAGUGAGCUGGCAGGAUCUGAAAGAUUUCAUGAGACAGGCUGGGGAAGUUACCUUUGCAGAUGCGCACAGGCACAAAAUGAACGAAGGAAUAGUUGAGUUUGCCUCCUACAGUGAUGUGAAAAAUGCUCUUGAGAAGCUCUCUGGUACAGAGCUCAAUGGAAGGAAGAUCAGAGUGGUUGAGGAAAGUAAACCACGCAGGUCUCGCAGUAGGUCUCGUUCCCGUAGCCGAAGCUCUUCCAGGUCUCGCUCCAGGGACCGUAAGUCCUACAGCCGUUCCAGGAGUAGGAGUCGCAGUAAAUCCCGAUCUGAUAGUAGAUCACCUGCUCCUGCUAAGGAGCAGAAAGGCCAUUCCUCAAUGACCACUGGAGAUCGUGCAAGAUCACGUACCCGAUCACCUUCUGGUGAGAGUACAGACUAAUAAGCCUGUUGAUGUGGACUUGAGUGAGUGAAGGUUGAUGUAAAGAAUUGAAUUUGUGUGAAAAAUGCAAAUUUUAAAUUUGUUAAAACUGUAGUUGCAUUUAUUGAACUGCAUUCAUUUAACUUGUCACUUACAGAUUUAAAUUACUCAUUUACUUUAUUGGAUUUGGUUUAUUUGCAAUGAAUCCAAUGUUUUUUUACUUUUGGUAUUAAAUGUAAUGAUGUAAAUUACAUUUCUCUAAUGUACUCCUUUUAAAUAAAGAAUGUACAUAGUUACUUUGAGUUUGAUAA